GGUACUAGCAGAAUCAGCAUCGCACCACCACCACCACCCAGGCGCACCAACCGAAGCAUGCCCGAUCGCAGACAUGACUUGCUCGGUGUCAGAUAGCGAGAAGAUCGUGAUCAACUGCGGCGGGAUCCGACACGAGACCUACCGGAGCACCCUGAAGACGCUGCCGGGCACGCGCUUGUCCUGGCUGACAGAGCCCGACGCCUACAGCAACUUCGACUACGACCCCAAGUCAGACGAGUUCUUCUUUGACCGCCACCCGGCCACUUUUGCCUUCAUCCUCAACUACUACCGCACCGGGAAACUUCACUGUCCUAACGAUGUCUGCGGGCCGCUCUUCGAGGAAGAACUCGCCUUCUGGGGAAUCGACGAGACAGACGUGGAGGCCUGCUGCUGGAUGAACUAUCGGCAGCACCGCGACGCUGAGGAAGCCCUGGACAGCUUCGAGACCCCCGAGCCCGACGCGCCCGAGGACGACCCGGCUCUCACCGGCGGAGCGGACGGUGACCUGAAGCGGCUGUGCGUGCAGGAGGACGGUCGCAGGGCGACGUGGUGGGAGGUGUGGCAGCCCAAGAUGUGGGCGCUGUUUGAGGACCCAUACUCAUCAAAAUACGCCCGGUAUGUGGCAUUUGGUUCACUCUUCUUCAUCCUCCUCUCCAUCUCUACGUUCUGCCUGGAGACCCACGAGGCCUUCUACACCAUAUACAACCUGACUGAGAACGUCACUGGUAGCAAUGUGACACACGAGGAGAUAGUGUUUGAAGUGGUCACAGAUGGAUGGCUGACAUAUGUUGAGGGUGUCUGCGUCAUUUGGUUCACAAUUGAGGUGCUGCUGCGCGUUAUCUUCUGCCCUGACAAAACAGAGUUCUUCCGCAGCACCCUGAACAUCAUAGACUUUGUGGCCAUUGUGCCCUUUUAUCUGGAGGUGGCGCUUAGUGGCCUUUCCUCCAAAACAGCCAAAGAUGUGCUCAGCUUCCUGCGUGUGGUGCGCUUUGUUCGAAUUCUUCGCAUAUUCAAGCUCACUCGCCACUUUGUCGGUUUGCGGGUCCUGGGCCAUACUCUGAGGGCAAGCACCAAUGAGUUCCUCCUGCUCAUCAUAUUCCUGGCACUCGGGGUCCUCAUCUUUGCAACUAUGAUUUACUACGCUGAACGUGUAGGUGCUGACCCGGAGGAUCCAACUGCUGGUCUCCACACAGACUUUAAGAACAUUCCCAUUGGGUUUUGGUGGGCAGUGGUGACCAUGACAACACUGGGCUAUGGAGAUAUGUAUCCGAAGACGUGGUCAGGAAUGUUGGUGGGCGCCCUCUGUGCCUUGGCUGGUGUGUUGACCAUCGCUAUGCCUGUUCCUGUCAUUGUCAACAACUUUGGUAUGUACUACUCCCUGGCCAUGGCUAAGCAAAAGCUCCCCAAGAAGAGGAACAAGCAUAUACCCCGACCCCCACAGCCAGGCAGUCCCAACUACUGUAAACCAGACGCUCUCGCCAUGGCAACCGCCUCGCCGCACAGGCUAAUGGGCAAUGUUCUGGGGCCUGGCAUGGUGGGAUCUGGCAGCAUGAUGGGUGCUGGAGAUUGUCCACUUGCACAGGAGGAGAUCAUUGAAAUCAACAGGGCAGACUCCAAGCAAAAGGGAGAUGCAGCAGCUAAUGCAGCAGCGCUGGCUAAUGAAGACUGCCCCACCAUUGACCAGGUUUUGGGGGAUGACCGCAGCCCAGCCAUCAGGGGCCACGGUUCCACCACCAGCCGCGAACGCUACCCGCACGAUCGGGCCUGCUUCCUACUGAGUGCUGGGGAAUUCCAGCGUACAACAGAUGGCAACGUUCGAAAAGGGUGCAUCUCAUGUUAUGUAACCACAGGUUAUGAGAAAUCCCGCAGCCUAAAUAACAUUUCUGGGAUGUCGGGUGCCCCACUGCGCCUCACCCCUAUCACCAACUCCACCUUUGAGCCUUUCGAGUCACCUGGCCUUAGGCGAUGCCACUCCCCCAUCCCUUCCAUCUUGUAG
Molecule: messenger RNA, 1996 nt
Organism: Phycodurus eques (leafy seadragon)
Lineage: Eukaryota; Metazoa; Chordata; Actinopteri; Syngnathiformes; Syngnathidae
Product: potassium voltage-gated channel subfamily C member 1-like
Exons: 5
Coding region: 74-1996 (640 amino acids)
Biological process (GO): potassium ion transmembrane transport; protein homooligomerization
Cellular component (GO): axon; dendrite membrane; neuronal cell body membrane
Molecular function (GO): delayed rectifier potassium channel activity; protein binding
Source: RefSeq, a predicted model, not a curated record